UCAUUUUUUGUUAGUUGAUCAGAUAUACCAUUUGGCAUCCCCAGCCUCUCCAGUGAAGUAUAUGUAUAAUCCAGUGAAGACAAUAAAGAGCAACACCAUAGGAACCAUUAAUGUACUAGGUUUGGCUAAGAGAGUGAAGGCUAGAGUACUGUUUGCAUCAACAUCAGAAAUAUACGGAGACCCUGAAGAGCAUCCCCAGAAGGAGACCUAUUGGGGUCAUGUUAAUACGAUUGGUCCCAGAGCUUGUUACGAUGAGAGCAAGAGAGUCGCAGAGACCCUCAUGUACGCCUACUCCAAGAGAGACCAUAUUGAUGUACGAGUGGCCAGGAUAUUCAAUACUUAUGGCCCCAGGAUGCACAUGUAUGAUGGUCGUGUAGUUAGUAAUUUCAUCGUUCAAACAUUAAAUGGUCACCCACUAACAGUCUAUGCUCCAGGGAACCAAACACGAUCGUUCAUGUAUGUGAGUGAUCUCGUUAGUGGACUAAUGAAACUGAUGAACAGUAAUUAUUCAUUGCCCUGUAACCUGGGUAAUCCAGAGGAGCACACUAUAUUGGAGUUUGCUCAACUGGUUCAGGAUAUAACUGGAGUUAAAGGUAAAGUGUCAAUGAAGAAGAGCCAACAGGAUGAUCCACACAAGAGGAAACCUGAUAUCACUGUUGCUAAGACACAACUGGGAUGGGAACCAAAAGUAUCACUAAGAGAUGGUAUUCUAAAGACCACUGCAUACUUCAGGAAAGAGCUUGGACUAGUGGACAAUGAACAAGAACAAUAGCACACACACACACAAACUGCAUUCAUUGAUUAUUAAUGCAACCUUUAUUUGUGAUACUUUUAAA
Messenger RNA from Amphimedon queenslandica, 836 nucleotides. Its product is annotated as UDP-glucuronic acid decarboxylase 1-like. Gene Ontology annotation, cellular component: cytoplasm. The coding region runs from base 62 to 772 and encodes 236 amino acids. The transcript has 6 exons. The record is from RefSeq and is a predicted model, not a curated record. Gene Ontology annotation, biological process: D-xylose metabolic process. Gene Ontology annotation, molecular function: NAD+ binding; UDP-glucuronate decarboxylase activity. NCBI's taxonomy places the organism in Eukaryota, Metazoa, Porifera, Demospongiae, Haplosclerida, Niphatidae.